Dendrobium catenatum is the source of this 1326-nucleotide messenger RNA. RefSeq lists its product as uncharacterized. The record is from RefSeq and is a predicted model, not a curated record. Bases 1 to 1326 code for a protein of 441 amino acids. The transcript has a single exon. Lineage: Eukaryota; Viridiplantae; Streptophyta; Magnoliopsida; Asparagales; Orchidaceae. Gene Ontology annotation, molecular function: zinc ion binding; nucleic acid binding.
AUGAGCCAAAUUGCUGAGGAUCCGAGAACUCGACGACGUCAACCACACUAUCGGGGAAAUUCCGAAUUCAAGGUCAAAAUCGAUAUUCCUUUCUUUGAUGGGCAUUUACAUAUAGAAGACUACCUUGAUUGGGAGAGGGCGGUGGAGAACUUCUUUGAGUACAUGGAAAUAGAUCCCUCCAAACAGGUCAUGUCUGUCGCCUGCCGAUUGCGAAGCGGGGCUAGCGCGUGGUGGGCUCAACUCUUAAUGACUAUACAGCGAGAAGGGAAGGGAUCCGUGCGUAGCUGGGUCCGAAUAAAGCAACUCCUGCAUGCUCAGUUCCUAUCCACUGACUACGAGCAUAUUCUCUAUAUGAAAUACCAACAUUGCUUACAGGGCAAUCGAUCCGUUAACGAAUAUAUCGAGGAAUUUCAUCGGCUCAGUGCUAGAAACAAUCUCAAUGAGACAAUGAACCAACUGGUUGCCCGGUACAUAGGUGGUCUCAAAUACAGUAUACAGGAGAAAUUGGAAUUAAAUUCCAUAUGGUCGCUCUCUCAGGCGAUCAAUUUUGCAUUGAAAGUAGAAAUGCAACAACUCCGCGCUCCCCGAUUCAUGAAUGCACGUAGCAGUCCUCAGUCUGCUGACCAGAACAGAGGAACUUUAGCAGCAGCUAAGGCGUCCAGUAGCAAUUACAAGCCGGUAGUCCCCAGCCCUGACAACAAGAGUGCUCCAAAGGAAAAGGUUCCCGCCCAAGGAAAUCCGUAUGCAAAGCCAUCGACACUCAAAUGUUUCCGCUGUUUUCAACCCGGCCAUAAAUCCAAUGAAUGCCCCCAACGCCAACAACUCCAGUUCCUUGAUACGGAAGAGGGGGAAGAAACGACGGGUCAGAAUGAGAACGAUGAAGCAGAAUUUGAAGACCUUGAAGGAGAUGAGGGCGAACCUCUAAUGUGUGUCUUAGAGAAACUGUUAAUAGCUCCCCGUCAAGAUAAUACUUCCCAACGUAAUGCUAUUUUUAAGACACGAUGUACCAUUAACGGUAAGGUCUGUGACCUUCUCAUCGACGGCAGUUGCACAGAGAAUGUUAUAUCCCGAUCUGUCGUCCACGCUCUCCAACUUAAAACUACAAAGAACCCUCAACCGUAUAAGAUCAGUUGGGUAAAGAAAGGAAUUGAUAUUUCCAUGACGGAUAUGUGCCAAGUCACAUUUUCUAUCGGGCGGCAAUAUGUCUGCGAGGUACUCUGCGACGUAUUAGAUACGGACGUCUGCCACUUGAUACUCGGCCGACCGUGGCAGUUCGACGCUGGUGUCACGUAUGACGGCCGCGCUAAUGUAUAUUCACUAGACUAG